Molecule: messenger RNA, 2180 nt
Organism: Hevea brasiliensis (rubber tree)
Lineage: Eukaryota; Viridiplantae; Streptophyta; Magnoliopsida; Malpighiales; Euphorbiaceae
Product: GCN5-related N-acetyltransferase 5, chloroplastic
Exons: 4
Coding region: 623-1594 (323 amino acids)
Molecular function (GO): acyltransferase activity, transferring groups other than amino-acyl groups
Source: RefSeq, a predicted model, not a curated record
AUUUUCCUCUGCUAAUUUUUCUGUGUCAAAUGUGAGCAGAAUAUGAACUCGCAUCUCAAAAUUACUGUUUCCAGCGAAAAGCAAAAAUUGAUGUUAUUAUGAACCAAAGGAAUACCCAAGGCCUGUAAUGCACAUGAAAAUCCAUUCAAUUUUUGCAUUUCAUCAAAGAUGUUGACCUGUGAGCUGAGAGAUAUCCCUUGGUUUUCAAACAAAUACCUCGAGGAAGAUGGGAUUUUGGCUUCAAUCACUCUGCCUUUUAAUUUUAUUUUUGUUUUCCGAACUGGAAAAUUCUACCCCCUUGGGAGCAAAAUCCAAUGACUGUAUCAGAGAACUCUGGUGAAAAUAGAAGCAAAUGAGGUGACAUAAUUGUUUUACUUGCAACUAGUUCCUCACUUUGGACAAAAAGGUCAUUGCAUGGCAUAUAAAGAAACAAAAGGUUUACAAUUUCAGAAUUUUUGGGGUUAUUUUGUUGAUAGUUCAUUAAAUGAUUCAAAAAAAUCUCAUAAACUAUAAAAAUCUGGGAUCUUGUGAAAGACAAAUCUGCCACUUAACCGGGAGGAUGAUGUUUCCAGUUAUCUCAUCCGAUUAAUCCAAGAACUGAUGAACUGAAUUCAGUCUUUCUAUGGCUGCAUCACUCUCAUUUUCUCUCACUCUCUCCUCUGAUCCACAACCCCAUCAAAGACUACCCUUCUUUUUCUUAUCUCCAAAUCAUAAACGCACAUUUUUACCUUUCCACAAAUCGUACCGUUUCAAUUUCAAAUCCUCCUCUUCUUCCUCGUCGCACCCCUCUUCUUCAACAACAACAGAAACAACUAGUGCUUCGGCUACCUAUUCAAAUCUUGAGGAUUCAUUCAAAGUAGGGAGGUUUUUGAGCAAUGAAGAGAUUGAGAAGCUUCAGAACCUUCAGAAUUUUAGAUACUAUCAAGAACUGGAAACUGGGUCGAUGUGGGUUAGGGUGAUGAGGCCAGAGGAGAUGGAUAUCACUGUUAAAUUGCUGGCUGAGUCUUUUGCUGAGUCUAUGUUGUUGCCUGUGGGGUAUGUGUCUUUGUUAAUGUUUCUGGUAAAGCAAUACUUGAUUGAGAGGAGAGCUGUGAUGCCACAUGCUGUUACACUUGUUGGGUUUUAUAAAGGGAAACAGGAGAGUAAUGGGGAUGGGGAAGAAGAAGAGCAGGGGGAGGAGCUGGCAGGGACCGUGGAGGUUUGUUUUGAUAAGAGAGGUGCAAAUGCUUCUCCUCCUACGCCAACUCCUCCCAAGAAUUCUCCUUACGUUUGCAACAUGACUGUUAAGGAGCCACUUCGUAGGAGGGGCAUUGGUUGGAAUCUUCUGAAGGCAAGUGAGGAACUAAUUUCUCAGAUGAGUUGCACAAGAGAGGUGUAUUUGCAUUGCAGAAUGAUUGAUUCAGCCCCCUUUAACAUGUAUACAAAAGCAGGCUACAACGUUGUUAAGACAGAUAGUGUAUUGGUCCUUUUAAUGUUGCAGAGACGCAAACAUUUGAUGUGCAAGAAACUUCCAAUCUUAAAGAAUCCUUCAGAACUUGAUUUCUUGGACUCUGACAUGGAACUUUUUUCACAAUCGGAUACACAGAUGCCAUGAUAUGUGUUUCUAAGGUGCAUCAAACAGUUUCGCCAUGUCCAGUUUCUUCAGGAUAUUGUUAGACUGGAUUUUGGUGAUCAUACAAUCUGGUUGAUUAUGGUAGGAAGCUGGAUCUGAUUAUGUGAUGUCUCCUUCGCUUGUAAUUUUUCACAAUUAUGGUAGAAACCUGUUGUGCUCCAGGUAACUUGCACCAGAUUCCCAUUUUGCAGAUAUUCAUACACUAGAAACCUGUGCUUCCCAUCAGCGCAAUAUCCUAUCAAGGAUACCAGAUUUGGGUGGUUGAGCCUGCUCAAGAUAUCAACUUCUACACGAAACUCUCGUUCUCCUUCAGCUUCUUUAAAUGGUGGCAACUCCAUUUUCUUGAUUGCUACAACCUUUAUAUUGCAGAAGAGAAGCAAGUUCGUUUGUAUUCCUAUUAUGUGGUAUUGAUGAUUAACAACUCUUAACUAUUUUCCUGUUUUAUAUUCUGGAAUUUAAUCGAUUCACUGAAAUUUUUGUUCUGAAACAAAAUUAUAUUAGUGUUGUUGGUCUAUUUGGGGUGUUCUGAAUUUUAGACUAUAUUUGUGAAUUAUUUCAUUUUCAUCAA